Molecule: messenger RNA, 983 nt
Organism: Mercurialis annua (annual mercury)
Lineage: Eukaryota; Viridiplantae; Streptophyta; Magnoliopsida; Malpighiales; Euphorbiaceae
Exons: 4
Coding region: 169-696 (175 amino acids)
Source: RefSeq, a predicted model, not a curated record
CACUUCCCACUCCAAAAGCAAAUAAAAGAAAAAAUUCAAAGCAAAAGCAAAAGAAAUAAAGAGAGAGAGAAAUAAACUGAAGAAAAAAAAAAGAUAGGAGAAAUUCAAGAAACUAGAAGGGGAUUUUGGUUUCUGGGUAAGAUUUUAAGUUUUUGGAAGAGAAUCACUAUGCAAAAAAUGGAGAAUCAGGCGCAGGGACAGUCACUUCAGAACCAGUUAAUGGUGCAAAAUUCUUCAGGGAGUCUAAGCUUUAGCAGCCAAAUGUCUAAAGAAGACGAAGAGAUGUCUAAAUCUGCUCUCUCUAAUUUUCGAGCCAAAGAAGAAGAGAUUGAACGGAAGAAAUUAGAAGUUCGAGACAAAGUUCAAGCUCAGCUCGGCCGUGUUGAAGAAGAAACCAAACGUUUGGCCAUGAUUCGUGAGGAGCUUGAAGGAAUGGCAGAUCCCAUGAGGAAAGAGGUGGCUGUGGUGAGAAAGAAGAUAGAUACAGUGAACAAAGAAUUGAAGCCUCUAGGCCAUACUGUGCAGAAGAAGGAGAAAGAAUACAAGGAUGCUUUGGAAGCUUUCAAUGACAAGAACAAGGAAAAAGUACAGCUCAUUACCAAAUUGAUGGAGAAUGAACAGCUGGUGAGUGAAAGUGAGAAGAUGAGGUUGAAGAAGCUGGAGGAGCUGAGCAAGAGCAUAGAUUCAAUACACUGAUCGAGAUUAUAUAGCCUCGUAGUGCUGAUAAACUGAUUAGGUUUUGUGUGAUAUAUUAAGGUAACUUCUAUAGUUAUAUGAUUGGGGUGCUUUUUACCUUUUUUACAGUUUGGUGUAUUCUAUCCUUUGUUUGUUUAAUUAGUUUUUCAUGGAGUCUUUAGUUGAUUUAGGAGUGUGGGGAAAUGCCCUAUAAAACAGGUUUGUAACUAAAUUUUCUCACUUCUCAUUUCCUCUUAUGUUCACAACUUUGUUACUAUUUCAAUUACUUCUUGUUGAUUUGGGGUUUA